GUGUCAGUGCUUUCAUCAAACGUGGCGUGUGAAGAGCAAAAUCUACAUCAUGGCCAAUAAAAAUGGCUAUAUUCAAUCCAUUUCAUUAAUAAUUUUGCUUAGGUUAGUGCAAAUCAACGGAUAUUUCAUCACCGUUGACCCGCAUUCUGAAGAAUGUUUCUUCGACCGGGCUGAGGCCGGCACCAAGCUAGGACUAAUGUUCGAAACGGUAGAAGGUGGAUUUUUAGAUAUUGAAGUACGUAUCAGUGGACCCGAUGAAAAAGUAAUAUACCAGGGAGAAAAGGAAUCUUCCGGGAAAUACACGUUCUCCGCCUAUGAGACCGGUGUUUAUCAUUACUGUUUUAGCAACAAAAUGUCAACGCUAACACCGAAGGUGGUAAUGUUUUCCAUGGAAAUUGGCGAAGCACCCAAGGGUACUGUAGGAGCAGUGAACGAAGGGGAGGCUGGCCAUACAAAACUGGAGGACAUGAUACGCGAAUUAUCAGGAACUCUGACUAGUAUAAAACACGAACAGGAUUACAUGCAUGUUCGAGAUCGGAUUCAUCGAUCGAUCAAUGAAAGCACAAAUGCUCGUGUGGUAAUGUGGUCUUUCUUCGAAGCAAUCGUUCUUAUAGUUAUGACCGUCGGCCAGGUUUAUUAUCUUAAACGAUUCUUUGAGGUAAAGCGUGUGGUUUGAAUUGAAAUGAAAUAUAUUUGUAAUACAUGUCGUAUGACAGAAAUUUCCCACGUGCACUCAAUUUGUACGUCGAUGUUUAAGAGCCCAUUGGCGGCUAAAUUUUAUGCAGCCUGCCUUAGCGCAUAUUUGGUACCAUUUUCGACGAUGUUUUGCAAUGGUGUGCGUUUUACCUGGCCGUAUUUCUGCAUCCUGUUGCACCGUCCCCAAGCCCCAUAAUUUUACCAUCCUUAUUCAUAAUUGUCAAUAUCGCUGCAACACUUCUACUCUACUUCUGCUUGCCCUUCGUGUUGGAUUGCAGCUUAGAUCUUACUAGAAAAUAGCAACAUAAAUAAUCAGAUCCAUUCAUCGAAACAAGUUUCGAAUAUAUUAGCCGGUUUAACGCGUGCCGUGACUGAUACUGCAGUACAAAAAUGAGUUGUCACAGCGGACAUCAAUUUAACACUAAAUACGUUUUUUUGUUAUAUUUACUCGAUGCACGAUCGCAACAUAUUACGCCGCUUGUGCGGGCCUACAGUGCACAUGGAUGCGGAAGGAUGAACCGCACAUCAUCGCAAAAUGCGUCAGAAAGAGUACCUACAUGCAUAAAGGCCUAUCUUGUUUGUUCGGAGUCUGCUCUAUUGCCAGGCCUGUUUAUUACCAGGGGUUUAUCAAACAAUAAGUGGUCAUUUUGAG
This is a messenger RNA of Anopheles darlingi, 1348 nucleotides long. RefSeq names its product transmembrane emp24 domain-containing protein 2 (gene CHOp24). The transcript has 4 exons. NCBI's taxonomy places the organism in Eukaryota, Metazoa, Arthropoda, Insecta, Diptera, Culicidae. The record is from RefSeq and is a predicted model, not a curated record. Gene Ontology annotation, biological process: intracellular protein transport; endoplasmic reticulum to Golgi vesicle-mediated transport; Golgi organization. Gene Ontology annotation, cellular component: endoplasmic reticulum; endoplasmic reticulum-Golgi intermediate compartment; COPII-coated ER to Golgi transport vesicle. Bases 50 to 676 code for a protein of 208 amino acids.